Messenger RNA from Suillus plorans, 282 nucleotides. RefSeq lists its product as uncharacterized. NCBI's taxonomy places the organism in Eukaryota, Fungi, Basidiomycota, Agaricomycetes, Boletales, Suillaceae. The coding region runs from base 1 to 282 and encodes 93 amino acids. The record is from RefSeq and is a predicted model, not a curated record. The transcript is spliced from 2 exons.
AUGUCAGAGCUUGCUUUCCCUACCACUAUGCUCAUUUUGGCUUGUGAGCCACUUAUGAACGCAUUCAAGGCGGUGAACCGGACGUAUAGCUCAGUCAACUCGUCUUUUCAGUCCAUGGCGUCUUCACCGGCCAUUGUUCUUACCGACUCUGCCAUCAUGCAGCAGCCUACUUCGUCCGCCAACUCGACGUCUAUAUUGAGUUCCGAGACGAGCGUUGCGUCUUUCGACACCGCCAUAUCCUCUGCAGCAUCCCUCUCGCCUAAUGAGAGCACGUCUACCUAA